ACGAAAACACACGCGCAGACUGGAAUUGCUUCCGCUUUUAUUCCCAUGGCAACCGAAAUGUUUGGCCACCGCUCAGGCAACAAACUUGAGUUGGCUUAGCUUGACAUGUAGGGUCGGGAAAUACGAACACUGGCUCUCAACAGCAGCGUAGAUGUCCGACAUGCCUACCUCAGCGGACGCAGUGAAACCCACCUCGGGAAGUGGACGGAGCAAGCACGUCGUCCUUCCCCCCAUCCCAGACGCGGCAGGGCAGGCGGGGAGCGUCGCGUCCAGCACGGAGCCCAGAACAGCGGUGCGGAGCAAACUCCUGCGCCACUCAAGAGGGAAACAGCAGCAGUACGAACUGCGGAAAAUGAUGGUCGCCGGUGCACUGCAAGCAUAUAAGCAGGCCAAGGACGCAACCCCGGUCGCUCCUUCUCUCCCGAAAUUUAAGUUCGCCCCAACGAUGACCAAUGAAGAAAGGAAACGACAAAUGAACUACACGUUCCUGAAGCAGUGCGUGGAGAGGAGCCCCAUCAUGCCCAUCCAGCAGCAGUGGCUGGACGCCACCCUGAGCCGUGUGCCCUCGCCGCUCCGCCAUGGCCCCGGCCGACAGGAGCUGCUGGAGGAACUGUGUCGUGAGGUCAGCGAGGAAUUCCUCCAUGUCAUGGUCAAGCACACGGUCAACAGUUUUCUAAUAAAGCCUCAAAUAAAGGGCACCGACCCAGCCGUGAAAAGUCCACCUUUAGCCAAGACUCUUGAUUUUUCCAGACCUUGGCACAGCAGCUUUGUCAAGAGUCGAAAGAAGAUAGAAGAGAAUUUGCACAUCUUGCACCCAGUCAUGAAAAUAAUUUUGGAUAUUUGUCAUGUGACAUUCUCUCAACUGCUUCUGGUUGAUCUGUCAGGCUGUCGGUCAAUGGGGCCUGUGGACUGUGAGAACCUGAAGAACAAAGUGGCCGUGGAGUGUGAGCGAAGCGAGAAGAAGCUGAUGAACACCUGGUUCCUAAAUGUCAUCCAUCUGAUCACCAGCAAAGACACUGUGCAAGGAAUCCGGGCAGGAAAGCUGGAGGCCUUUAACACCUGCGCGUCAACACUUCUCUCCAAUCAGUUGAAGGCCCUGCUUGAGAGAAAUGUGCAGGCGUUUGUCAGCCUGUUUGAGCCCCUCGAUACACACAAGCUCCCCCUCUUCAGGAUGCACCUGACCUUCGAUGAUGAGAAGAUGGAUUUCUAUCCCAGCGUUCAGGAAAUUGAAGACGUGGUGUUACAGAUUCUCAGUUUGAUCACCAAUACAAUGCAGAAAGUCCAAACAGUUCGGUCCUGGCAGGCAGAGGCCAAUAAAUCACUAGUUGAUGCCAAACUUGCAGAGCACAUUCUUACAUGGGCUCGGAACACACUGACGAACUCUGUCCGUAAAAACCUGGAAGCUCCUCGCAGACACUUUCAGUAUUACUUUGACAACUAUGAUUGGCUAGUUAAUGGAACAGCACAGGCUCGGGUAAAGAAGUUUCUAGAGGAGGAGCACAGCUUUGAUCAAUAUGCUGGGCAAGUGGAGGAGUUCCGUGCAGUGUCCCGAGAGAUCUCCAGUCUCCCCUCACUGAUUCAUUUUGACAUGAUCUACUUGGACUGUGAGGAACUCAAACAAGGGCUGGCAAAGAAAGCCAAGACUUUCGCUCAGGAUCUUUUACAGCGAUUGAUCAGCACACACCGUGAACACUGUCUCCAAAUCUGUAAACAGUUUGAGACUAUUCAGGAUAAGGCUAUAAAAAUCCCAGAGACAACAGAGGACAUGGUGGAGAUGAUAUCUUACAUUAAUCAUGCAAAGAACAAGGGAUUAGAAGAGCUCAGUAGCGAGAUAUCGGAAAUGCAUAACAGGUUGAAUUACCUACUAGAUGUACACUUAUUUGAUGCAGAAGACUUGGAGCUUAAUUCUAGAGUUUUGCUGUGUCCACAAAAUAUCACCCCAAUCUUUGAUCUCAAUGAUGAGGUGCUGGAGAAGGCCAAGCAGAAAGGAGAACAGGAGCUUCAGGUCAGGAGGGAGAAACUGAUGUUGGAGCUGGAGAAACUCAGCCGAAGGGUGGAGGAGUUUGCAGAGUGCUCAGAGCUGGAAAUGAUGCAACAGUAUGUGACAGAAAUAAGGACAGUGCAGAAGAGGCUUCAGGAAGCCGAGGAGUCUGUAGUCUUCAUCAACAAAGAAGAGGCCCUUUACAAGUGGGACCAAACUGCUUAUCCAGAGGUCGAGGUCCUCAGGGAGAACACUGAACCUUAUCAGAAGCUCUUUGGGCUUGUGCUGAAAUGGCAGCGCACUGAGAGGAGGUGGAUGGAUGGGUCCUUCUUAGAUUUGAAUGGCGAGAGCAUGGAAGUGGAGGUGGAUGAGUUCUACAGAGAAAUCUACAAGAUGUUGAAGCUCUUUCAGCAGAAAGAGAAGAAGAUGGACCAGGAGAAAACAGCAGCAGUAAAGAGAAGGUCUGGAGAGGGAAGUGAAGACAAGCAGGAGAGUCCUACUGCUCUUAUCUGCAGCAGCAUCAUGGAACAAAUCAAAGAUUUUAAGGAACACGUCCCAAUGGUGUCAGUAUUGUGCAAUCCAGGAAUCAGGGCACGGCACUGGGAACAGAUGUCUGAGAUUGUGAACUACGACCUGACGCCUAACUCGGGGACCACCCUACGCAAAGUCCUCAAACAGAACCUCACUGCUUACAUGGAACAGUUUGAAACCAUCAGUGCUGCUGCCAGCAAAGAAUUCUCUCUGGAGAAAGCUAUGCAGAAUAUGGUGGAGCUCUGGGAUACUGUGUCAUUCCACCAUCAUGCAUACAGGGAGUCUGGCGUAUCGAUUCUCACUGCCGUGGAUGAGAUUCAGACCAUGCUGGAUGACCAGAUAGUGAAAACCCAGACCAUGAGGGGCUCCCCCUUUAUCAAGCCUUUUGAGACAGCCAUUAAGGCCUGGGAGGAGCGUCUGAUCCGUAUCCAGGACACCAUAGAUGAGUGGCUGAAGGUGCAGGCCCAGUGGCUCUACCUGGAGCCCAUCUUCAGCUCGCAGGACAUCAUGCAGCAGAUGCCUGAGGAGGGACGCCUGUUCCAGAUGGUGGACAGGACCUGGAGAGAAGUCAUGAGACACUGUGUGAAGGACUCAAAGGUUUUAGCUGCAACAUCACUACCAGGCUUACUUGAAAAGCUUCAGGACUCAAACAACCUUCUGGAGCAAAUUAUGAAAGGACUGAAUGCUUACCUUGAAAAGAAAAGGCUAUUCUUUCCACGCUUCUUCUUCCUGUCGAAUGACGAGAUGUUGGAGAUCCUCUCCGAGACCAAGGACCCUCUGCGCGUGCAGCCUCAUUUGAAGAAGUGUUUUGAGGGCAUCGCCAAGCUGGACUUCCUGCCCAACAUGGACAUCCAGGCUAUGUACAGCAGCGAGGGGGAGCGUGUGGGCCUGAUCCAGCCCAUCUCCACUUCAGAGGCACGGGGGGCAGUGGAGAAGUGGCUGGUUCAGGUGGAGGAUGUGAUGGUGCGGAGCAUCCGCCACGUGAUUGACUGCUCCAGGCUGGCAUACCCAGAGACCAAGAGGAAUCAGUGGGUUCGUGAGUGGCCCGGCCAGGUGGUGCUCUGUACCUCUCAAAUGUACUGGACCCUAGAGGUGCAUGAAGCCAUCAGGAGUGGGCCUGGCGGUCUAAAGAACUACUAUGACCAGCUGCAGAGCCAGUUAAAGGACAUUGUGGAGCUGGUCAGGGGAAAACUGCCCAAACAGACUCGCACUACUCUGGGAGCACUGGUCACCAUAGACGUGCAUGCCCGUGAUGUUGUCAUGGAAAUGAUUCAGAAAGGGGUUUCUCAUGAGACAGACUUCCAGUGGCUAGCCCAGCUGCGGUACUACUGGACUAAUGACAAUGUCCGCGUCUGCAUCAUAAACUGUGACGUCAAGUAUGCUUAUGAGUACUUGGGAAAUUCUCCUCGCUUGGUCAUCACACCUUUGACAGAUCGAUGCUACCGAACUUUGAUCGGAGCAUUUUACCUGAACUUAGGUGGGGCUCCUGAGGGCCCUGCUGGAACAGGCAAGACGGAAACCACUAAAGACUUGGCCAAAGCCCUAGCUGUGCAGUGCGUGGUUUUCAACUGCUCUGAUGGCCUGGACUACCUAGCAAUGGGGAAGUUCUUUAAAGGGCUGGCGUCCUCGGGUGCAUGGGCCUGUUUCGACGAGUUUAACCGCAUCGAGCUGGAGGUGCUGUCUGUGGUCGCCCAGCAGAUAUUGUGCAUCCAGAGAGCCAUUGAGAUGAAGCUGGAGCUCUUUGAUUUUGAGGGCACAGAGCUUCGCCUCAACCCCAACUGUUUUGUAGCCAUCACCAUGAACCCUGGAUAUGCUGGAAGGUCUGAGCUUCCAGAUAACCUUAAGGUUUUGUUCAGAACUGUUGCAAUGAUGGUUCCAAACUAUGCCCUUAUCGCAGAGAUCUCUCUGUACUCCUUUGGCUUCUUGAAUGCUAAGCCACUUUCAGUGAAGAUAGUUAUGACCUACAGGCUGUGCUCUGAGCAACUGUCCUCCCAGUUUCACUACGACUAUGGCAUGAGAGCAGUCAAAGCAGUACUGGUGGCAGCAGGAAACCUCAAACUUAAGUUUCCAAAUGAAAAUGAAGAUAUUAUUCUUCUACGGUCUAUCAAGGAUGUGAAUGAGCCCAAGUUUCUAUCCCAUGACAUUCCUCUCUUCAAUGGAAUCACCAGUGACCUCUUCCCUGGUGUCUCUCUCCCUGUGGCUGACUAUCAGCUCUUUCUGGCUUGUGCUCAUGAAUGCUGUAAAAACCACAAUGUCCAGCCUGUGAACGUUUUCCUGGAUAAGAUGAUCCAGACCUAUGAGAUGAUGAUCGUGCGUCAUGGCUUCAUGCUUGUUGGUGAUCCGUUUGCUGGCAAAACCAAAGUGCUCCAUGUGUUAGCUGACACCCUCACACUCAUGAAUCAGAGGGGUUACAACGAAGAAGAAAAAGUCCAGUACCGCACUGUCAACCCUAAAUCCAUCACUAUGGGCCAGCUCUUCGGCCAGUUUGACCCCGUGUCCCACGAGUGGACAGAUGGGAUUGUGGCAAAUACAUUUCGAGAGUUUGCCUCAGUAGAUACCCCGGACAGGAAGUGGGUGGUGUUUGAUGGACCCAUAGACACACUUUGGAUCGAGAGCAUGAACACUGUUCUGGAUGACAACAAAAAGCUGUGUCUUAUGAGUGGAGAAAUUAUCCAGAUGUCCAACCAGAUGAGUCUGAUUUUUGAGGCCAUGGAUCUGUCUCAGGCCUCACCUGCCACGGUGAGCCGCUGUGGAAUGAUCUACAUGGAGCCGUCUCAGCUGGGAUGGCUUCCUUUGGUGCAGUCCUGGCUAAACACGUUGCCACAACCUCUGCAGACCCAGGAGAAUUCCACAUUGUUGCUUGAGCUGUUUAAUUGGCUGGUUCCCCCAUCACUCAAGAUGUUAAGAAAAAACUGUAGGGAGGUUGUUUCCACCAGUAACAGCAGUACAGUUGUUUCUCUUACACGACUCUUUGAAAUGUUGCUUACGGACCCUGCAACUGAAGAACCUGGUAACAAGAAUAUACACACAUGGAUCAUGGCGGCAUUUGCCUUUUCCUUGGUGUGGUCUGUUGGUGGGAGCUGUGAUGGAGAUAGCCGUGAAAGAUUUGAUGAGUUUAUCAGGGAAAUCCUAGCAGGAAAAUCAAAAGAGCACCCCAUCCCAGCAACUGUUUCAAAAUGGGAAUGCCCUUUUGAUGAAAAGUGUCUUGUUUAUGACUACUCCUAUGAGUUCAAAGGAAAAGGCCGUUGGGUUCACUGGAACGAAUCAAUAAAAAACGUCACAUUAGGGGACAAAAACACCAAAGUGCAGGACAUCAUUGUCCCUACAAUUGACACAGUGCGCUACACCUACUUGAUGGACCUCUGCAUUAACUAUGGCGUGCCUCUGCUUUUUGUUGGUCCCACUGGCACUGGAAAGUCUGUUUAUGUAAAGGAGAAACUGAUGAACCAUCUUGACAAGGAUCGCUACCUUCCCUUUUUUAUCAACUUCUCAGCACGCACUAGUGCGAACCAGAGUCAGAAUAUAAUUAUGUCCAGGCUGGAUAAGAGAAGAAAGGGGGUAUUUGGACCGCCCAUGGGAAAGAAAUGCAUAAUUUUUGUGGACGACAUGAACAUGCCGGCAAUGGAAGUGUUUGGGGCACAGCCCCCUAUUGAGCUGCUUCGGCAGUACUUUGACCACGGGAACUGGUAUGACCUAAAGGACACAACGAAAAUCACCCUGGUUGAUCUGCAGCUGAUCUCAGCCAUGGGUCCCCCUGGUGGUGGGAGGAAUGCAGUGACCCCUCGUUUCCUGCGCCACUUUAACAUCUGUAGCAUCAACGCAUUCAGUGAUGACACUAUGUCACGCAUAUUCUCUACUGUGGUAGCCUCCUACUUCCGUAACAAUGGCUUCCCACCUGACUGCUUCACCAUUGGCAGCCAGAUAGUGGCUGGUACUCUAGAGGUUUAUAAAAAGGCGAUGGAAAACCUGCUUCCCACCCCAACCAAGUCUCACUACACGUUCAACCUGCGGGAUUUCUCCCGAGUGGUGCAGGGAUGCCUGCUGCUGAGGAAAGAAUCUCUGGAGAGCAAGCGUACCCUGAUCCGCCUGUUCGUCCACGAGGUGUUCCGCGUUUUCUACGAUCGGCUGGUGGAUGACCAGGACCGAGCCUGGCUCUACACACUCAUGAAUGACAUUGUAAAGGUGCACUUCAGGGAGAGCUUUGAUGUGGUCUUUGAGCACCUGAAGAUUGGGGAAAGGUCUCUCUGCGAGGAGGAUAUGAGGAACUUGUUAUUUGGAGACUACAUGACCCCUGAUGUAGAUGCCAGUGAAAGACUAUAUGCAGAGGUCCCCAACAUGGAGCGCUUCAGUCAGGUGGUGGAGUCUUGCCUGGUGGAGUACAACCAGACACACAAGAACUGCAUGAACCUGGUCAUCUUCCGUUACGUCCUGGAGCACCUGUCGAGGAUUAGCCGCAUUCUGAAGCAGCCGGGAGGAAAUGCUCUGCUGGUGGGCGUUGGGGGAAGUGGUCGCCAGUCCAUCACCAGGCUGGCCACCUUCAUGGCUGACAUGAUUCUGUUCCAGCCUGAGAUCUCCAAGAACUACGGCAUGACCGAGUGGAGGGAUGACCUCAAGGGUCUGCUAAAGAAAGCAGGUGUGAAGGGUCAGAAAAUGGUGCUCCUGCUCACAGAUGCCCAGAUAAAAGAGGAGGCCUUUUUGGAGGAUGUGGACAGUGUCCUUAACACAGGGGAGGUUCCAAAUAUAUUCGCUGUGGAUGAGAAGCAGGAGAUCAUGGAGGCCGUGCGGCCCAUCGCCCAGGCUGGCAACAAGAUUUUGGAAUUCAGCCCCUUGGCUCUGUUUGCCUACUUUGUGAAUCGCUGUAGAGAGAACUUGCACAUAGUGGUGGCAUUCAGUCCAAUAGGGGAUGCUUUCAGAAACCGCCUCAGACAGUUCCCCUCUCUUAUCAACUGUUGCACAAUCAACUGGUUCCAGCCUUGGCCUGAAGAGGCACUGGAGCGAGUGGCCAACAAGUUCUUAGAGACAGUGGAGAUGAGUGACCACGAGCGGCGGGAAGUUAUGCUGAUCUGCAAGACUUUCCAUACUUCUGCUCUUCAACUGUCCACGAGAUUUCUGUCAGAGCUUGGUCGCCAUAACUAUGUGACUCCUACUUCUUAUUUGGAGCUCAUAGCAGCAUUCAGACUGCUGCUUAGUCAGAAACAAGACACUGUAAUGAAGGCUAAGAAAAGAUAUACUAAUGGACUGGACAAACUGGCUUUUGCUGAAUCUCAGGUGGGUGAAAUGAAGAAGGAGCUUGUAGACUUGCAGCCAAAACUGGAAAAGGCCAAGAUUGACAACAGAAAAAUGAUGGAGGUGAUAGAGGUGGAAUCCGUGCAGGUGGAAGCUAAGAGUAAAGUUGUGCGCGUGGACGAAGAGGCAGCCACUCAGAAGGCCAACGAAGCUCAGGCUCUGAAGAACGAGUGUGAGAGUGAUCUUGCCAAGGCCAUCCCUGCACUAGAGGCUGCGCUCUCUGCUCUUGACACACUGAAGCCCUCUGACAUUACAAUUGUAAAGUCUAUGAAAAACCCUCCAUCUGGUGUUAAGCUGGUGAUGGCAGCAGUGUGUGUAAUGAAGGACAUCAAACCUGAGAAGAUCAAUGACCGUGCUGGAACAGGACAGAAGAUUCUGGAAUAUUGGGGUCCAAGCAAGAAACUGCUUGGAGACCUGAAUUUCCUCAGAGACCUAAAAGAAUAUGACAAGGACAACAUUCCUGCACCGGUCAUGCACAAAAUCCGUAGUGAAUAUAUGACCAAUCCUGACUUUGACCCGACUAAAGUGGCCAAGGCCUCCUCUGCAGCUGAGGGCUUGUGCAAAUGGAUCACUGCCAUGGAAGUUUAUGACAGAGUAGCAAAGGUCGUGGCCCCUAAGAAGGCUAGCCUGGCUGUGGCUCAGCAGUCUCUGGCCACCACUAUGGCCCUGCUGAAUGAGAAGAGGGCUGAGCUCAAGGAGGUGGAGGACCGCCUGGCCUCUCUGCAGAAGACAUUUGAGGAGAAGACUGAGGAGAAGGCUCAGCUAGAGUUCCAGGUGGACCUCUGUGCCCGCAAGCUGGAGAGAGCCGAAAAGCUCAUCGGGGGCUUGGGUGGAGAAAAGACCAGGUGGUCAAAAGCAGCAGAUGACCUUCAAAACACCUAUGACAAUUUGACAGGUGAUGUGCUGAUCUCAGCUGGUGUGAUUGCUUAUCUCGGGGCCUUCACUGCAGGCUUCCGUCAGGACUGUACUAAAGAGUGGACCAAGCUCUGUAAGUCCAAGAAGAUCCCGUCCUCAGAUUACUUCUCUCUGAGUAAAACCCUUGGUGACCCAAUCAAGAUCAGGACCUGGAACAUCUCUGGCCUUCCCACCGACAGCUUCUCUAUCGACAAUGGGGUCAUAGUGAGCAACUCCAGAAGAUGGCCGUUGAUGAUUGACCCACAGAGUCAGGCCAACAAGUGGGUCAAAAACUCAGAGAGGGAGAAUAAUCUGAAUGUGAUCAAGCUUACCGAUGCAGACUACAUGAGGACCCUGGAGAAUUGCAUCCAGUUUGGUACUCCCUUACUGCUAGAGAAUGUGGGAGAGGACCUGGACCCAUCCUUAGAGCCCCUAUUGCUCAAACAGAUAUUCAAACAAGGAGGUAUGGACUGCAUCAGGCUGGGGGAGAGUGUGAUCGAGUAUUCUAGUGAUUUCCGCUUCUACAUCACCACUAAACUAAGAAACCCUCAUUAUCUGCCUGAGCUGGCUACCAAAGUGUCUCUGCUCAACUUCAUGAUCACUCCAGAGGGCCUGGAAGACCAGCUGCUAGGCAUUGUGGUGGCUAAGGAGAGGCCAGAGUUGGAGGAGGAGCGGAAUGCCUUAAUACUACAAUCUGCUGCCAAUAAGAAACAGCUGAAAGAGAUUGAGGACAAAAUUCUGGAGACUCUGCAGUCCUCAGAGGGGAACAUCCUGGAGGACGAGAGCGCUAUCCAGAUCCUGGACUCCGCUAAAAUAAUGUCUAAUGAGAUCUCCAAGAAACAGCAGAUUGCAGAGAAGACUGAGAUCGAGAUAGCGGAGUCAAGAGAAGGUUACAGAGCCAUUGCCAAGCACUCUUCCAUCUUGUUUUUCAGCAUCGCAGAUCUCACAAACAUUGACCCCAUGUACCAAUACUCACUCAACUGGUUUGUCAACCUCUAUAUCAACUCCAUACAGGACAGCAACAAGUCUAAGAUUCUAGACAGGAGAUUGAGGUACCUAAUUGACCACUUCACCUACAACCUCUAUUGCAACGUGUGCCGGUCUCUCUUUGAGAAGGACAAGCUGCUUUUCUCCUUCCUGCUCUGCUCUAAUUUGCUACUGGCUAAGAAGGAGGUUGAGUACCCGGAGUUCAUGUUCCUGCUCACGGGCGGCGUGGGUCUACAGAACGAUGUCCCAAAUGCUGACCCCAGCUGGCUGCAAGACAGAAGCUGGGACGAGAUCUGUCGAGCCAGUGACCUGCCUGGCCUGCAGGGCCUCAAGGAGAGUUUUACCAAGACACCUGGGGACUUCCUGCCUAUUUAUGACAGCAAGGAGCCUUAUAACACUCCACUGCCAAAACCAUGGUGCGACAAACUCAAUGAAUUUCAAAAAAUGAUCAUCUACCGUUGCCUUAGACCAGACAAAAUUGAACCAGCCAUUGCUAAUUAUGUGACUGACAAACUUGGCAAAAGGUUUGUUGAACCACCCCCAUUUGAUCUGAGUAAGAGCUACAAUGAUUCCAACUCUACUAUACCACUGGUCUUUGUGCUGUCUCCUGGAGCAGACCCUAUGGCCAGUUUGCUGAAGUUUGCAAAUGACAAGAACAUGGGUGGCACCAAGUUCAAGUCGAUCUCACUGGGUCAGGGCCAAGGCCCUAUAGCUGUGAAGAUGAUCUGCUCAGCAAUGAAGGAGGGCACAUGGGUGUGCCUGCAGAAUUGUCACCUGGCUGUAUCUUGGAUGUCCAUGUUAGAGAAGAUUUGUGAGGACUUCAGCCCAGACACGUGCCACCCAGAUUUCCGCCUGUGGCUCACUAGCUACCCCUCCCCCAUGUUCCCAGUGACCAUCCUGCAGAACGGGGUGAAGAUGACGAACGAGCCGCCUACAGGCCUUCGGCUGAACCUGCUGCAGUCCUACCUAACUGACCCUGUCUCUGACCCCGAGUUCUUCUCAGCAUGCCCAAACAAAGAAUUGGUUUGGGAAAAGCUUCUCUAUGGCCUUUGCUUCUUCCAUGGCCUUGUCCAGGAGAGAAAGAAGUUUGGACCAUUGGGUUGGAACAUUCCAUAUGGAUUCAACGAAUCAGAUCUGCGGAUCAGUAUCAGACAGUUGCAGCUCUUUGUGCAGAAGUAUGAGGAGGUUCCCUUUGAGGCCAUCUCUUAUCUGACUGGAGAGUGUAACUACGGGGGCCGGGUCACAGACGACUGGGAUCGCCGUCUCCUUCUCACCAUCUUGACCGACUUCUAUAACCAGGACAUCAUCGAGAACCCCCGUUACACAUUUUCCCCCAGCGGCAAAUACUACGCACCUCCAAAGUCCACUUACGAAGACUAUGUGGAGUUUAUCAGGAAUCUGCCCUCUUCUCAGCACCCAGAAGUGUUUGGUAUGCAUGAGAACGUAGACAUCUCUAAAGACCUGCAGCAGACCAGGCUGCUCUUCGACUCCCUGAUCCUGACUCAGGGAGGAGGCUCAAAGGGAGGAAGCAGCUCUGGAGGGGACAGCAUUCUACUGGACAUUUCCAACGACAUCCUCUCUAAACUUCCAGAGAACUUUAACAUCGAGUCUGCCCUCGCCAAAUACCCGGUGUUAUACGAAGAGAGCAUGAACACUGUCCUUGUACAAGAGAUGGAACGAUAUAAUAAUUUGUGCAGCACCAUCCGUGUGAGCCUUCAGAGCCUGCUGAAGGCUAUUAAGGGGCUGGUGGUGAAUGGAGCCGAGCUGGAGGCCGUAGCUGGCAGCCUGCUGGUGGGCAAAGUGCCAGAGAAGUGGGCCAAGCGCUCUUACCCCAGUCUUAAGCCCCUGGGCAGCUACAUCACUGACUUGCUCGCCAGGCUCAAAUUUCUGCGGGACUGGUAUGACACCACCAAGCCCCAUGUCUUCUGGCUGUCUGGAUUCUUUUUUACCCAAGCCUUCUUGACAGGAGCCAUGCAGAACUAUGCCAGGAAAUACUCUAUUCCAAUUGAUCUCCUGGGCUUUCAUUAUGAGGUAUUGCCUAUUGACUCAUCCACCACCUCCCCUGAGGAUGGAGUCUACAUUCAUGGACUCUUCCUGGAUGGAGCACGAUGGGAUAAAAAAAGUGGCGUCUUAGCUGAACAGUUCCCCAAAGUCCUCUUUGAUUCAGUCCCCAUCAUUUGGAUAAAGCCAACGGAUAAGCGGGUUAUGACACAAGCAGAGAACAUCUUCGUGUGUCCUCUGUAUAAGACCAGUGAACGUAAGGGCACACUGUCCACCACAGGCCACUCCACUAACUUUGUCAUCUCCAUGAUGCUGCCCACCAGCAAGCGGCCCCAGCACUGGGUGAAGAGAGGUGUGGCCAUGCUCUGUCAGCUGCACAGUUAAUCCCACACCAGUUAACCUUUCACAUGCAUCUUACUGGACCUCAGAUAGGGUUAACUACUGUGCUGUUUAUGUUUGCAAAGACAACACCGCUGUAACAGCUCUGUAAGCUUUGUAUUAAAUUGUUCUCGUAAUAUAGUCAUGCAAUAACUGUGUCUUCAUUCUGAAAGACUAAACUGUUUUCUAUCUAUCUAUCUAUCUAUCUAUCUAUCUAUCUAUC
Electrophorus electricus (electric eel) is the source of this 12281-nucleotide messenger RNA. NCBI's taxonomy places the organism in Eukaryota, Metazoa, Chordata, Actinopteri, Gymnotiformes, Gymnotidae. The record is from RefSeq and is a predicted model, not a curated record.